GAAGAGUUCUCGAUUCCCGCCAUAUUCAAGUAUGAAAAGUGCCGGCAAGAGAAGCUCUCGUGUGUCCGUCACGUUUGCUGGCGACGACGAUGUUGUACAACAUAUCAUUAGCGUUGAAGAUAAAGAUCAAGCCCAAAAACUGAGAAAUAGAAAAGUAAGCUUUUCAACUGGAACACGGAAACAGAAAAUACUAGAAGAAGAGUAUGUUGAAGGCAGCAGUGAUGAGGAUGAAGUGUAUGGACCCUCCUCAGCUCUGGAAGCUGAGGGAGACAUCCAUGGCUGUGACGUGUUUCAGUUCAAGAGAAAUAAGAAAUCAGGCCAGAUGGCUCAGAAAGCCUCUGAAUCAAGAACUCCGAAAUCAUCCCGAACUCAAGCACGACUUCAACAGGAAUCCCCAAUAGAAGAAUACAGAGUCAAGCCUCUUCAGGAAAUUCCUGUGCCAGUGACGCCCAAACAUACUGAAGGAACCACCACUCCACGGAAGUCUCGCAGGAACCGCAGACCCGAAGCAACUACGCCAUAUAGGUUGCGGAAGAGGCAUGAUGAAGGUAAUUCUUCAGAGGAAGACAGUUUCGGGUCGUCCAGCGACAGUGAGGGGUCAGAGGAGGAGGAAACAGCUACAACGCCAAGCCGCAGCAGGCGUCGAAAAACUAAUGAUGUUGAAUUUACCACUAAUGCUGAGGAAUAUUUCGACAUCCAUUCUGGUGCUGCCAUCACAUCCGACAGGACACUGUCUAAGCUGGACACCCCGCGCCUGGACCAGCAAGCUCUCAGUGCCCUACUGGAGUCUGUCAGCAGCAGUCAUGUCUCUGAGUGUGCUGGUCUACUCCAGGAGCACAUGGCUCUCUUCUCCAAGUGGAUGUUUCAGAUGUGCAAUGACUUCAACAUAUUACUAUAUGGUUUGGGAUCCAAGCGGGGACUGAUUGAAACAUUUCGCCAGAAGUUUCUCCACGAUUUCUCACAUGUCGUGGUGAAUGGGUACUUUCCCAGUCUGACAGUGAAACAAAUCCUGUCGUGUAUUAUAGAUGAGAUCAUUGAGGAGGAGGUGCAUAUCCGUACACCUGCGGAUCAGUACGAGUACAUCCGGAGACACUUUGAAAACUCAGAGUAUCGGGACUUUUACCUCAUCAUCCACAACAUUGAUGGCUCCAUGUUGCGUGGCGAGAAAACCCAGAACCUCCUCAGCCUGUUAGCUCAAGUACGAGGAGUCCACAUCAUAGCUUCUAUAGACCACAUUAAUGCCCCCCUCAUUUGGGACCAUACGAAGUGCUGUCGCUUCAACUGGCUGUGUUUUGACACGACCACGUACAUCCCCUACUCCUCUGAGACAUCAUACGAGAACUCCCUGCUAGUGCAGCAGACUGGCGCCUUGGCUCUGAGCUCCCUCACCCACGUCAUGAAGAGCCUCACCACCAAUGCCAAGGGCAUCUUCCUUCUCCUGGCCAAACACCAGCAAGAGAACAAGGAGAAUGCUACGUAUAUAGGCAUGUCCUUCAGUGAGCUGUAUCAACGAUGUCGGGAGUCGUUCCUCGUCAACUCCGACCUCACUCUCAAGGCACAGCUCAUCGAAUUCAGGGACCAUAAGCUUAUCAGAUCAAAGAAGAGCUACGAUGGUGUGGAGCAUUUGUUGAUCCCAAUCGACACACCCACACUCGCAGAGUUCCUGGAACAGCAGGAAGACAGCUGAUAGCCUGCGUGAUAUCUCCAUAGCAACACACACCAACCCUCGCAGAGUUCCUGGAACAGCAGGAAGACAGCUGAUAGCCUGCGUGAUAUCUCCAUAGCAACACACACCCACUCACAGCGUUUAAUGAACCCCGCUUCUUCAGCCUUCCCCCAAGUCACCACAGACUUUUUAUGGAGACUAUUACAGCAAUGCCACUAAUAAUGGAAAAUUCAUGAAUAAAUGCGCCUAAAAAAAUUUAAGGAUCACCCAAUCCAUUUAUAUGUAAUACUAUUCCACGACAGAUUAACUAUAGUAAUAUAAAAAAAUCAGAUGAUCCUUAACUUUCUUUGAGUAGUAUAUAUGAUGAAACUUUUAUGACUACGUUGAAUCUGAGUGAAAUCGCUGAAAGACAUGCUGGUCAUAUUGUCCUUAGAAUGAAUAGCAUACUUGGACAAAUAUACAAUAUGUGUAAUAAAUAUAGAAUACUAAACGAGCUGCCGUUUAAUACCAAUUUUAUGAAACGAGUGAAUAGUUCUGGUAUCUGACGAGCGAAAGCGAGUCAGAUAACACAACUACAUGUAUUCACAAGUUUCGUAAAAUUAGUUUUACACGGGGGCGAGUUUAGUAUUUUAUUUAUUACUUGUCACUCAUGACAUUUUUAGAAUUAUACUCUUGAGUGUAAAUAGGCUGACACCUACACGAUCCACGGCAUA
Molecule: messenger RNA, 2379 nt
Organism: Haliotis rufescens (red abalone)
Lineage: Eukaryota; Metazoa; Mollusca; Gastropoda; Lepetellida; Haliotidae
Product: origin recognition complex subunit 2-like
Exons: 13
Coding region: 32-1687 (551 amino acids)
Biological process (GO): DNA replication
Cellular component (GO): nucleus; nuclear origin of replication recognition complex
Molecular function (GO): DNA replication origin binding
Source: RefSeq, a predicted model, not a curated record